This is a messenger RNA of Saxophila tyrrhenica, 678 nucleotides long. RefSeq names its product AP-2 complex subunit sigma (gene APS2). The transcript is spliced from 4 exons. Gene Ontology annotation, cellular component: AP-2 adaptor complex; intracellular membrane-bounded organelle. Bases 1 to 678 code for a protein of 225 amino acids. The record is from RefSeq and is a predicted model, not a curated record. Gene Ontology annotation, molecular function: clathrin-cargo adaptor activity. Gene Ontology annotation, biological process: clathrin-dependent endocytosis; protein transport. NCBI's taxonomy places the organism in Eukaryota, Fungi, Ascomycota, Dothideomycetes, Mycosphaerellales, Extremaceae.
AUGGUCCUCUCCUUCAUCCUAAUCCAAAACCGCCAAGGCAAAACCCGCCUAGCAAAAUGGUACAAUCCCUACACCGACGACGAGAAAAUCCGGCUCAAAGGCGAAGUCCACCGACUCGUCGCGCCCCGCGACCAAAAACACCAAUCCAACUUCGUCGAGUUCCGGGGGUCCUCGAAAGUCGUCUACCGGCGCUACGCGGGGCUGUUCUUCUGCGCGUGCGUGGACGCGAAUGAUAACGAGCUGGCGUAUUUGGAGGCGAUACAUUUUUUCGUCGAGGUGCUGGAUCAGUUCUUCGGGAAUGUUUGUGAGUUGGAUUUGGUGUUUAAUUUUUACAAGGUGUAUGCGAUUCUGGACGAGGUGUUUUUGGCGGGCGAGAUACAGGAGACGAGUAAGCAGGUGGUGCUUACGCGGUUGGAGCAUUUGGAUAAGCUUGACAGCAACAAGACCGACAGGAGCCAGCCGAGCUUCUCGUCGAUAUGGAAAGACAGUCGUCCGGAGGUCGAUGAAGAAGGUUCAGAUGAGGACCGCCAUCUGCUCACCGGGAAGCUGAUGAAAGUCAUCGAGGGCGACGCAGAGGCCGAGAGGAUGUGGAAGAUGUGUCCGAGCACGUUCCCUCGCGGGCCUGAGGGCAACAGUGAGGAGGUGAAGCUGUUCAAUCGGCAGAGACGGGGCGUGUGA